This is a messenger RNA of Salmo salar (Atlantic salmon), 1808 nucleotides long. RefSeq lists its product as uncharacterized. The record is from RefSeq and is a predicted model, not a curated record. Lineage: Eukaryota; Metazoa; Chordata; Actinopteri; Salmoniformes; Salmonidae.
AUCACAAAAUUGUACCAAAAGAGGCCAACGUCAUGACAGACUCUACCAAGAAGGUGACUAAAAAGCUUGCGGGUACCGCUGCAGACACGGCCGCCUGGGUUACCAACAUUGGUAACGAGCAUGGGCAGGUCCUCGUCAGUGUCCUCACUGCUGGUGAGGGCGACGGAUUGCUCCCCAUGGUGGCUGGUCUCAUGGAGCGGUACCGGCUCGCCGGGGUGGCGCCCCCCCAGCUCAUGUACGUGGACCGAGACUGCUGCUCCAGCUUCGGCGGAUCAAAGACAGCUGCCAUGUACAAUGAGUGGGACCAGCUGGUGGUUCGGCUGGACAUCUGGCACCUGAUGCGGCGGUUCGCGUCAGGUGUCACCACUGAGAGCCACCAGCUCUACGGUCCCUUCAUGCGGCAGCUGUCAGUCUGCAUCUUAGAGUGGGAUGCAGGCGAUGUCCGCCGACUGCUGGGGGCCAAGAGGUCUGAGCUGGAGGGGAAGCACAGGAUGGUCAGCCUCACCGAGGCGGAGGUUUCGAGGCAGAUCGGCAGGAAGGAGAUGGCACUUCACUGUCGGCGUCGUACGCGUAGAGCUGCGGUGACCGAAGUCCUUCUCCUUGACCUCCUCGAGACCUUCCACGGCGAGAAGGGGGGUCGACACCCUGGGCAUCCCGUUGCUGGACUCCAUCAGCAUCCAGGCAAUCUGACAAGAGCAGAGGCGCCACCUCCACUGCAUACAGGACCCACCCGUUGUACUGUACACCGAGACCGGCAUAUUCACGCCACCCUUGGUUUAUCGCUGCGCACGGGGCUCCACAUCCUUGGAGUCAUUCCACCUCAACCGGUUCAUCCCAGGUACCAGGGCAAAUGCAAUGCAUUUCCAGGCAUUCCUGUUGGAUGGACUGGUGAGGUGGAACAGGGACCGUGCACAGACAGCAGUGGAGGGAAAGAACAGGCAGCCCCUGCUCUCCUACAGUGGCCACCUGCAGCACAUCCUUAACCUUAGCAGCCAAAGGGUGCUUGGCAAGGAACAGGUUAAGGACUACUCCAAGCCUAGCAAGUACACGGGGGAACUCCUAUUAGUGGAGUACCUGUACUCGCAAUCUGGCAGAGUGCUGCAGGAUGUCAGCGCGGACCCUGACCUUCCGGAAGAGGCAGCCGCCGUCGAGCAGCUCGACGAGGAGGACGAGGGCUUUCAGGAGGAUGUGGACCAGACAGUCCACAUCUCUCAUGUCACUCCUAAGAGGGCCCCGUCCUCCAGCUCAGCGGCACCUGUCAGGGGAACCCGCUGACGCACCCAGGUCUGGGCCAUCCAGUCCCACCGCCCCUGAAGACGGAAGCUCUCCUGAGGCCCCUGAUCAACACGGUUCUCCUCACCCUGAACACUCCUCUGAUUCAGAGGGGGCGAUGCAAUGCCGGGCUACCAGCAUGUCCGCAGGCUUGCCAGGGCCUUGGUGGGGAUGAGGAACCGUCAGGGGCUGUCGGACCGCAGGGUAGACGGUCUGGUGGCGCUGUGGCUGGCGCUUGAUCUACCCUGCCCGACACCAGGAGAGGAUCGUUCAGGGGCGGUUCAAGGCAACGAAGGGGAAGUCGUCCAUUAUCCUAGGAAAAGACUCUCCCCAACAUUGCCUUCUUGGACUCAACUCGGGCCCUGCCAAUUGGCCGGGCACCAGCCGUUUGGUGGAGGCAAUUUGCAGUCAGCUCUGCCAAAUCCAUCCCAGCGCCAUGACCUCCAAGAGGAACAGUCUACUUUAUGAUACAGAAUGCAGGGAUGUGUACUGAACCUGUACCCAUAAUAAAACAAAGUGCUCUAUGGUCAAAUGCA